Molecule: messenger RNA, 1454 nt
Organism: Branchiostoma belcheri (Belcher's lancelet)
Lineage: Eukaryota; Metazoa; Chordata; Leptocardii; Amphioxiformes; Branchiostomatidae
Exons: 8
Coding region: 8-1366 (452 amino acids)
Biological process (GO): sterol metabolic process
Molecular function (GO): monooxygenase activity; oxidoreductase activity, acting on paired donors, with incorporation or reduction of molecular oxygen; heme binding
Source: RefSeq, a predicted model, not a curated record
AUUAACCAUGGGCAACGUACUUGGAACCGUCCAAUACCUGACUUCGUUCUACCGGAUGUUCGCACCAAACCCUGAUGAAGACUUCGCGGAGUGUAACAACGGGGUCCCCUGCCGCGCGGUGACCGGAAACAAGGCCGUGCAGUCUAUAAUGUACGACUUCGACCGUUUCCAGAAGGAGGAGUUCACAUUUUCCGGCUUGAUCGCGCCCGAGGAGCUGACGGACGGCGUCUGCCUCAGCGCGCUGUCCAACGGGAAGGCGCACGAGAAAUACAAGGGGUUUUUGAUGGACGUCAUCUCAAAGGGUUACGGUGAGCUCCCGUCCUGCACCGCGCGGUCUGUGCUGUCGAACGUGUCCCAGUGGGGGAAGGGGCCGGUGGACGACUUCGAGUUCAAACUGCUGGUCGUGAUGUGUGAGGCGAUUCUCCCAACCAUCUACGGCCAAUCAGCGUUCGAUGUGAAAGACAUUGAGACCUACGUCGACGGCAUAACUUCCGGCCAACCAAGAUCGCGGAUCUUACAAGUGUUAUUGUCUUGGAGAAGUCUCGACGCAGCACACAGGGCGAAGGCGUCUGUUGUGGAGAAAAUACAGACAUCAGAAAGGUACCAGCAGCUGAUGGAUCUGGCGAAAUCACACGGAAUGGGAGAGCACGAGGCGACGAUGCAACUCCUCAUCUCCAUCAGCCUGAACGGGGUUUGCGGCAGCGGCGCGAAUCUCGUCACAGUCUUCGCCUGCUUGAACACCCUCAGCGAGGAGGACCGGGAGGAGCUACGGGAGGAAGCGCUCGCGGCUAUGCGGAAACACGGAGGCCUGACUCGUGAAGCCCUGCAGGAGAUGCCGAAGGUUGAGAGCCUGGUCUUGGAAGCGCUGCGGUUCAGUCCGAGCCCAGGAACUUCCAGCAACGUGAUCGCAGUGCGACCGGCGACUUGCCCGUACACCACGCAGAAGGGAGAACAGAAGGAAGCGGAGAUCAAGGAAGGUGAAGUUGUGUUCAUGUUUUCCUACUGGGCAUUGAGGGAUCCGACCGUCUUCGACAAAGCAGACGAGUUCGUGUGGCGCAGGUUUCUCGGCCCCGAGGGCAAAGCUCGCCGGGAAAACCAUAUCAUCUUUAACGGGCGACUCGUGGAUUCUCCCUCAGUCAACAACCACAUGUGUCCCGGUAAGGACGUUGCGAUUUCGGCGCUGAAAGGCAUCAUCGCCAUUCUCAACACCUUCUAUGGAUGGGAACUCGAGGAAGCGCCGUACUGGACGGGGACGAAAGCGGCUCGCAUCGGCAAACCUGACAACGAAAUGAAAAUCAAGUCAUUCUGGCUGCAACGUCCCGAAGACCUGAAAGAGAUUUUUCCAUCCUACCUUGAUGACAUGUGAGAGAUUCUUAUUGUGCGCAACUGGCACGGAUUUAACCCUAUUCAGACAGGGGUGGGGUGGGGGGCGGCUUUUCUAGCCUCUACCAGGC